This is a messenger RNA of Eremomyces bilateralis CBS 781.70, 770 nucleotides long. RefSeq lists its product as uncharacterized. The transcript has a single exon. NCBI's taxonomy places the organism in Eukaryota, Fungi, Ascomycota, Dothideomycetes, Eremomycetales, Eremomycetaceae. Bases 215 to 505 code for a protein of 96 amino acids. The record is from RefSeq and is a predicted model, not a curated record.
AAACGUUUAAGAUAGUCUACUAAAGGGAGGAGGCGGGAUUUUAUAUACCCGCAGCCUCAGGGCUACGGGGAAACUUUUGCCCGCGGCAGACCAGAUAGAAUAUCGUGCUCAUAGACCCGAAAGGGAUCCAGAUAGUACGUUAAAUUGAUUCUUAUUAUUAUUAUUAUUACUACUAAUUGUUCUCUCAGAUGGACAAAACUCGGAACCGUCCCGCAUGCGACUUGCAGGUCACGCCAAAGCAGGCAUUUUCCGCGGGCAUUACCAACCCAGAGAAACCAUCGACGGGGCGGCAAACUUUCUUGACAAAGAUAAGAGAACGGACGUCCUUGAAAUUAGCCGACAGCUGAACAUUCCCUACAUCCCAUAUCUGCUGCAGUCCCUGCCCGCGGAAGAGCUCCAUAACCUUCAGCGUAGCAGAGAAUAUCAGAAAUUGCAAAGGCAGAUAGAUGGGGAAACGAAAAUAUUCGAAGUUACCAAGGAUGCUGGAAUCGCUAAAACUAGAUAGAUUAAAACGGUUGCGGGCAAGCCAGGCCUACGAUAAUCCGCCCAGAUACGAGCAUGAGAUAUACUCUCGCUUCAGAUUUAUGCUGUCGCGAGAAAGGCGUCGCCUCGAGGUCAACUUGUUCGAAGAGGUGCCGUUAAGGAGCCCAAUUGGUAUGUAAGUUAUCGAAGAUCUCCUCACUCUCUACCUUCGGGAUAAAGAGGUGGAAUUUCGACUGGGUUUAGAGCCAGACCGGUGCUUUUGUUCCCUGCCCAGUCACAAGUACGAC